Notechis scutatus (mainland tiger snake) is the source of this 6845-nucleotide messenger RNA. Lineage: Eukaryota; Metazoa; Chordata; Lepidosauria; Squamata; Elapidae. The record is from RefSeq and is a predicted model, not a curated record.
CUGGAGGUGGCUCCAGUUCAGAGCUAGUGGAGAGUCUGUGUCAGGACUUCGCAAUCCCCAGUCACACGCCGAGAGGUGCCUGAACGAAAAGGAGCUGGCGGUACUAUUCAUUGGGUUCCCCCCACACCCUUUCCAUUCCUUGCUUCUUUGGGGGCGAUUUCAUGCCCGGGCUCUCUUUCUCCCCUUGGUUUUAAGCGCGGCCAGUUGGGGCUCUUGAUCUCUUGCUCUUCACGGGGCAGGCAGGCAUCAGCAGAGCAUCCGAGGAAGACGCGAAGCCCGAGGAAGGAAAGGGCUGGAACUGGAUCCUGCCAGAGGCCAGAAUGUCAUCAAGGGUGAUGCAAAGAAGAUGGAAGAAAAGGACGGAGUAAGAGAGCCUGCCUUCUUAGAAGAAAAUAUUUGAUUUUUUUUCUUUUUCUUUUAAUGCCUGGGUCUCUCUGCGCAUUGCAAUUGCAUCCCCCCUCUUCUCGCCUUCGCCUCCUCCCUGAAGAAAAGAAAUCGAAGAUCGAAUUGAUUCUCCUGUUGGCAUCGUGCUUUUGUUUUUCCGUUUUUCUUUUCUUUUCUUUUUAAACAAUCGUUCCAGUUGCUCAAAGAAAAGAGAAAUAUAGGACUCCGGGGCUGGUCAUAUCCAGUGGGUUUUGCACCUAGCUCUCUUUUGUUGUGGUGCUUUUAGAGUACCGGAAGAAUUGUUUCGAUUUUCCUUUCUGGCUUGUGCCGUUUCUUUCCUCCUCUCCCCAAUUUGUCUUCCUCCCUCUUUUUUGGGGGGGAGGGAGGGACAGAAAGAGCAGCGCGCGUUGGGAACUGCGGGGGAAAAAUGUUGACUUAACCCCUCCAAAAGCCCCUCGGCUGGCUGGGUUUGCUUGGAGAAAGGGAGAGAAGGACGAAGAAGAGGAGAAGCCGCUGCCUUUUGUACGUUUUUGUGUGUGUGUGUGUGUCCCAGCUCAGCGAGCUGCGAAGCCAGCUGUUUCCCCGGCUUUCUGUACUUCUACCCAGCCCGGCUCUUUUGCCUGACCGGCGACCCUUCUGCGCGAUCUGGCUUUCUUCAGUUGCUGCCGCUUCCCAGGCCCAACCCUCGUGAUCGUGAAGGGACUCAUCCUGCACCUCCUUUCUGGGGCACCCAGAUGCCAGAGAAACCCUGGCUCGCAAUUGGCUGCAAAUUCAAAGUUAUGAAGAUGAAUGAUGUAGACCACCCUCUUGAAUGACGCUGGGCAUUUUAUAACUGGGAUCGUUAAGGAAUAAAAAAGAAAACCGUUUUAAAAGGGGUCAAUAAUGGUGGCUUCUGAUUGCAGAAUGAAAAGGUUUUGGCUGCUUCUGAUAGUAAGCUUCCUGCAGUGUUCAGAAGGUUUUAGCCGAGCAGCACUACCAUUUGGUUUGGUAAGGAGAGAAUUGUCCUGUGAGGGCUACUCUAUUGAUCUUCGGUGUCCAGGAAGUGAUGUCAUUAUGAUAGAGAGUGCUAAUUAUGGACGGACAGAUGACAAGAUCUGUGAUGCUGACCCUUUCCAGAUGGAGAACACUGAAUGUUUCCUCCCUGAUGCCUACAAAAUUAUGACACAAAGGUGCAACAACAGAACUCAAUGUAUAGUAGUUACUGGGUCUGAUGUGUUUCCUGAUCCUUGUCCUGGAACAUAUAAAUACCUCGAAGUCCAAUAUGAAUGUGUCCCUUACAAAGUGGAGCAAAAAGUUUUUGUUUGCCCUGGGACGUUGAAAGCUGUGGUGGAUUCCCCAAAUUUAUAUGAAACUGAACAAAAGGCAGGUGCGUGGUGCAAAGAUCCUCUUCAGGCUGCAGAUAAAAUAUACUUCAUGCCAUGGACUCCAUACCGCACUGAUACUUUGAUAGAAUAUGCAUCUUUAGAGGACUUCCAAAAUGGACGCCAACAGACAACGUAUAAGCUUCCGAAUCGAGUGGAUGGUACUGGAUUUGUGGUGUAUGAUGGUGCGGUCUUUUUUAAUAAGGAAAGAACCCGAAACAUUGUGAAAUUUGACUUAAGGACUAGAAUUAAGAGUGGAGAAGCUAUUAUAAAUUCUGCCAACUACCAUGACACAUCCCCUUACAGAUGGGGGGGAAAGACUGAUAUUGAUCUGGCAGUGGAUGAAAAUGGCUUGUGGGUAAUUUAUGCCACAGAACAAAACAAUGGAAUGAUAGUCAUUAGCCAACUCAAUCCAUAUACUCUGCGUUUUGAAGCAACAUGGGAAACAACCUACGACAAACGAGCAGCCUCUAAUGCUUUUAUGAUAUGCGGGGUGCUUUACGUUGUGCGAUCAGUUUACCAAGACAAUGAAAGCGAAACUGGUAAAAAUGCCAUCGACUAUAUUUACAACACCAGGUUAAGCCGAGGAGAAUAUGUAGACAUUCCUUUCCCCAACAUGUAUCAUUAUAUUGCUGCUGUGGAUUACAAUCCAAGAGACAAUCAACUGUAUGUGUGGAACAACAAUUUCAUCCUACGAUAUUCUCUUGAAUUUGGUCCACCCGAUCCUGCCCAAGUGCCUACCACAGCAGAGACAAUAACUCCAUCCACAGAGCUAUUCAAAACAACUGUAUCUACCACAAGCACUACCCCACACAAAGUUCCUGUUAGCACAACUAUGGCUGCGGGAACCAAAGAAGAUAGUAAAGGUCCCAAGUCACCACCAGCAGUUUCUACAACCAAAAUUCCUCCUGUUACAAGUUUUUUCCCUCUGCCGGAGAGAUUCUGCGAACCAGAUGUGGCCCGGGGGAUUAGCUGGCCUCAGACUCAAAGGGGAAUAAUGGUGGAACGUCCUUGUCCCAAAGGAACCCGUGGAACAGCUUCAUACCUCUGUAUGAUUUCCACAGGAACAUGGAACCCUAAGGGUCCUGAUCUUAGCAACUGUACUUCACACUGGGUAAACCAGCUGGCCCAGAAGAUCAGAAGUGGAGAAAAUGCUGCUAACCUUGCCAAUGAAUUGGCUAAACACACCAAAGGACCAAUUUUUGCUGGUGAUGUAAGUUCAUCAGUCAGACUGAUGGAACAGUUGGUAGACAUCCUUGAUGCUCAGCUGCAAGAUCUGAAGCCCAAUGAGAAGGACUCUGCAGGGCGGAGUUACAACAAGCUCCAAAAGCGAGAGAAGACAUGCAGGGCUUACCUUAAGGCAAUCGUUGACACCGUGGACAACCUCCUUAGGGCUGAAGCUCUAGAAUCUUGGAAAGAUAUGAAUUCUUCUGAACAAGCUCAUGCUGCAACAAUGUUACUUGAUACAUUAGAAGAAGGAGCUUUUGUCUUGGCUGAUAAUCUUUUAGAACCAACAAGAGUCGCGAUGCCUACAGAUCACAUUGUCUUGGAAGUUGCAGUAUUGAGCACAGAAGGCCAAGUGCAGGACUUAAAAUUUCCUCAGGGCAAUGCUGGCGGCAACUCCAUCCAGCUUUCUUCGAAUACUGUAAAGCAGAACAGCAGAAAUGGAUUAGCAAAGCUGGUGUUCAUCAUUUACAAAAGCUUGGGGCGGUUUCUUAGUACUGAAAAUGCAACCAUCAAGCUAGGAACUGAGUUUGCUGGUAGGAACAGUACCAUCGCUGUGAACUCUGAUGUCAUUGCCGCCUCCAUUAACAAAGAGUCCAGUCGUGUCUAUUUGACCGAUCCCGUUCUUUUCACCCUGGCACACAUCGAUCCCAACAAUUAUUUCAAUGCUAAUUGCUCCUUCUGGAACUAUUCAGAGCGGACUAUGAUGGGAUAUUGGUCAACUCAAGGCUGCAAGCUGAUUGACACAAAUAAAACACAUACCACGUGUGCAUGUAGCCACCUAACUAAUUUUGCAAUUCUCAUGGCCCAUAGGGGAACUGUGUACCCAAAUGGAAUGCAUGGCUUACUCCUCACUGUCAUCACCUGGGUAGGAAUUGUUAUCUCCCUUGUCUGCCUGGCAAUUUGCAUCUUUACUUUCUGUUUCUUCCGUGGCCUUCAAAGUGAUCGGAACACAAUUCACAAGAACCUUUGCAUUAACCUCCUCAUUGCCGAAUUUAUUUUCCUAAUAGGCAUCGAUAAAACCGAAUAUAAGAUUGCGUGCCCCAUAUUUGCAGGCCUCUUACAUUUUUUCUUCCUGGCAGCCUUUGCCUGGAUGUGCCUAGAAGGGGUACAACUGUAUCUUAUGCUAGUAGAAGUAUUUGAAAGUGAAUAUUCCAGGAAGAAGUACUAUUAUGUUGCUGGCUAUCUCUUUCCUGCAACUGUUGUUGGUGUUUCAGCAGCUAUUGACUAUACAAGCUAUGGAGCAAAGAAUGCUUGCUGGCUCAAGGUAGACAACUAUUUUAUCUGGAGUUUUAUUGGUCCUGUUACCUUCAUUAUUCUGCUGAAUCUUAUCUUCCUGGUGAUCACACUGUGCAAAAUGGUGAAGCACUCAAACACUUUGAAACCAGACUCUAGCAGGUUGGAAAACAUUAAUAAUUACCGUGUUUGUGAUGGCUACUAUAAUACGGACUUACCUGGGUCUUGGGCUCUAGGUGCAUUUGCUCUCCUAUGUCUUCUUGGUUUAACAUGGUCUUUUGGACUGCUUUACAUCAAUGAGGAGACUAUUGUGAUGGCAUACCUCUUCACAGUAUUUAAUGCUUUCCAGGGAAUGUUUAUUUUCAUCUUUCAUUGUGCACUGCAGAAGAAAGUACGCAAGGAGUAUGGCAAGUGCUUCAGACAUUCAUAUUGCUGUGGUGGGUUACCCACAGAGAGUCCACACAGUUCAGUAAAAGCAUCAACAACACGAACAAGUGCCCGCUAUUCCUCUGGCACUCAGAGCCGAAUAAGAAGAAUGUGGAAUGAUACUGUGAGAAAGCAAUCUGAAUCUUCCUUUAUCUCAGGUGAUAUCAAUAGCACUUCAACCCUUAAUCAAGGAGUGACUGGCAAUUACCUACUAACAAACCCUCUUCUUCGACCGCACGGCACUAACAAUCCUUAUAACACAUUACUCGCUGAAACCGUUGUAUGUAAUGCCCCUUCAGCUCCUGUGUUUAACUCACCAGGACAUUCACUGAACAAUGCCAGGGAUACAAGUGCCAUGGAUACUCUACCGCUAAAUGGUAAUUUCAACAACAGCUACUCUUUGCGCAACGGAGACUAUAAUGACAGUGUGCAAGUUGUAGACUGUGGACUAAGCCUGAAUGAUGCCGCAUUUGAAAAAAUGAUCAUUUCAGAAUUGGUGCACAACAACCUGCGAGGCAGCCACAAGAACCAUAACCUGGAGCGCACAUUACCAAUCAAAGCUGUGAUCGGUGGGAGCAGUAGUGAAGACGAUGCCAUUGUUGCUGAUGCUUCAUCUUUAAUGCACAGUGAUAAUACGGGCCUGGAGCUGCACCAAAAGGAACUUGAGGCCCCACUGAUUCCUCAAAGGACUCACUCUCUUCUGUACCAACCACAGAAGAAAGUGAAGAUGGAAGGAACCGAUAGUUACGUGUCACAGUUGACAGCUGAAGUGGAAGACCACCUCCAAUCGCCCAACAGAGACUCGCUUUAUACAAGUAUGCCCAACCUCAGAGACUCUCCGUACCUUGAGAGCAGUCCUGAUAUCGAGGAAGAUCUCUCUCCCUCCCGGAGAAGCGAAAAUGAGGACAUUUACUACAAAAGUAUGCCAAACCUUGGAGCUGGCCAUCCGCUUCAGAUGUACUAUCAAAUCAGCAGAGGGAACAGUGAUGGCUAUAUCAUUCCCAUUAACAAGGAAGGAUGUAUUCCUGAAGGGGACGUUAGGGAAGGACAAAUGCAGCUAGUGACAAGCCUUUAAUAGCAUAGCAAAGGAAUCCUGAAGGCCACAUGCAAGUAUUAAACAGACAGACACUUAAUUGGCUCCAUGCAGACCCCCUCAUAUCUGCUUGAAGUGACUAUUCUCUUGUCCCUGUGGUUUCUCCCAUGUAAAGGAGUUGACUGGACCUUUCAGUUCUGUGAAUUUUUAUAAAACAAAAAAAAAGCUUUGUAUAUACACAGAGUAUACUAAAAGAAUUAUUUGUUACAAAGAGAAAAGAGAGAGAGAGAGAGAUACCAUCAAGGUAUUUUAAGAUAUCUUGCUGCUGACAUUUUAAAAAAAAGAUUGUGAAAUAAACACACACACAUACAUACAUGCAAAGUGUUCCAGCCAUUUUACAGCAGCAGUUUGGGAACUAAAUUUGUAAAUAUGGCUGCAUCAUUUUUGUAUGCCUGCAUUGUAUUAUAUACAAGAGGUAGGCACCAAAAUCCUGUGGGACAAAUUUAUUGUACCUUACUAUUCCUGACUAGACUUGCAAAAGCAGGAGAGAGAUUCUGCACCAGUAUGCUGUUCAUGGCAAAUCUUUCCCACUAAGGCAAGGGUUGAAAACAUGUCUAACCACUAGCAAUCAAGCCACAGGCCUUAUUUCAUAUAUUUCUUCAACUGUACAAUGUUCUCAUGAAAAAAAUGGCUAAAGAAAUUAUAUUUUGUUCUAUUGCUAGGGUAAAAUAAAUAAAUACCUUUGUGUCCAAACAGAAAUAUAAUUGUCAUUAAAAUAAUUUUAAAGGAUUUGAAGAAAAUAUUGUGAAACGCUCUUGGUUGCACAUAUGCUACAAGCUGUUUCUUCUUACACUUGGUUCCGUAGUACCGUAAUAUGUUUAAAAUGCAAACUCUACCCAUUUUCUACUUCUUUUUCACUGUAAACAGUGGUCUGCUUUGACAUGACUAUUCUUAUGGCUUAAACUUGAUACUGCCAAACGAACAUAUUUUAUGGGAAGAAUUCUCUUAGAUGCCAAUUUAUGCCAGGCCUUGCACACAUUUGAUUAAAAAAAAGAACAAUCACUCACUAGCUAAAGAUUCAUUUCCCUUUUGUUCUUUUCUUUGGAGAAGGAGGAGGGAAGGUGGACUAGUGAAUGGAAGGUGCCUGCCCCUUUUAAGCUAAGAGAAAACAUAAAUAUUAC